This is a messenger RNA of Nanorana parkeri, 1292 nucleotides long. Its product is annotated as regulator of G-protein signaling 8-like. The transcript is spliced from 5 exons. The coding region runs from base 40 to 897 and encodes 285 amino acids. NCBI's taxonomy places the organism in Eukaryota, Metazoa, Chordata, Amphibia, Anura, Dicroglossidae. The record is from RefSeq and is a predicted model, not a curated record.
UUCUCCUCAGCAUCAGUGAAUGCAUGGAAUGGCAGGUGUAUGGGAGUAGAUGCAAGCAGCUCCCCCAACACAUGUGUUACAUUGCCUGACCAGACGCCUAGGGGGGGAUUAAGAGGGCUGAAACUGAGCUGUCACACAAACGAGGACAGGAGGCUUGGUGUAGGGGGGAUUAUUUAUCAGGCGGGGGUCUGUCCUCUCUGGAUAAUGCAUCAAAGUACAAAGCUCCGUUCUCUCAGCCUGAGCUGUCCGACACGCACCACAGAUGAAAUGGAUGCUGCUUUGGGGGGUCAAGAAACAGAAAAACCGCCCCGGCCAUGUGGGUCUAACCUGGGCAGGAGCCGAGGAAUCCGCACUCACCUGAGUUGUCUAUCACAGAAAUCAGAUUCUCUAAGUGACUUCUCCACUCUACAGUAUGACACUAAGCCCAAUCAGGCUCUUAAAACCAGCAAAACAAGGAUUAUGUAUAUCUUUCGCUCCCACAGACGACUGACCGUAGAGGAAGCUAGACGAUGGGCCCGAUCAUUUGAUCUACUCCUGUCUCAUAAAUAUGGCCGCUCUGCAUUCCGUACCUUCCUGCAGACAGAAUUCAGUGAGGAGAAUCUGGAGUUCUGGAUGGCCUGCGAAGAAUACAGGAAAACCCGCUCCGUGAACAAACUGCCAGCAAAGGCUCGUCGUAUCUUCCAAGAAUUCAUUGACGUUCAGGCUCCCAGAGAAGUAAAUAUUGAUUUCCCAACUCGAGAAAUGACUAGACGAAAUCUACUGCACCCAACGUUGUCCUGUUUCGACCUGGCCCAGUUGAGAGUACACAGUCUAAUGGAAAGGGAUUCCUACCCAAGGUUUCUGCGAUCUCAAAUCUACAAUGACCUACUCAGCCACACACAGAAGAGCCCAUGCUAGUCCUACAUGUGGUUUCAGAGACUUGUUGGUCACUUGGUCCAUCCCAAGAACAGUCUUGCACUAUGGCCAGAAGAACAAAGGUGACCCAGAUAUGACUGCUGCUAACAAGCGUCUUCACUGCCAACAUUAAUAUCUCAUCAUCAUCUGGUUAUUCUGAAUCAAAACCUGGCUCCAUUGGAUCAUUUCAGUUUUGCAGAUCAGUGGACAGAGGAACUGGUGGGUUUCCAAAGAUGUGGAAGCAACGUAGAAGAGUCCUGGUGCCACCAAUUAGUUACAAAACACAUUUAUCUUUGCUUGUUGAUUACCAUAGCUAAUGCUUGAAUUCCAUCUUUAACUAUCAUAUUCAAUAAUUCAAUCAACAUGUUCAUAUUUAAUUACUGCAUAUGUCAUAUCUG